Messenger RNA from Microthlaspi erraticum, 540 nucleotides. The record is from the annotation of a GenBank genome assembly. NCBI's taxonomy places the organism in Eukaryota, Viridiplantae, Streptophyta, Magnoliopsida, Brassicales, Brassicaceae.
AUGCUCAUCAUGGGCAGUAACAAGGAUAUAAUCCAACAAACCAAGAACAUGCUUAAGAGUCAGUUUGACAUGAAAGACAUGGGUCUUGCGGACGUUAUUCUUGGUAUUAAGAUCACAAGGACUUCUGAGGGAAUCACCUUAUCUCAGGAGCAUUAUGCUGAAAAGAUACUUGAGCGGUUCAAGAAGUAUUCGAAUGGAACUGCGAAAACUCCAGUGGAUACACAAUUGCACUUGACUAAAAACUCUGGUGAAGGAGUGUCACAAGUUGAGUAUGCAAGGAUAAUUGGAAGUCUGAUGUACUUAACCAAUUGUACCAGGCCUGACUUAGCGCAUGCAGUGAAUGUAUUAAGCCGCUACACAAGCAAUCCUGGUAGAGAUGUCAAACGGGCCAACCCGCACCCAAACGGGCCAACCCGCCGCGGUUUCACUUUGUCGGCGGAUCAGGCGGGUCGGACCGCUGCGGGCCGCGGUCUUCAAAAGCUCGGCCCUAAUCCGCACCGCUUGGUAUUGGUGGUUAUGCGGGUCAGCCCGCGGGCUUAA